AUGGACGAUCGAACUGUGGUAGAUUUCGACCAUGAUUCGAUAGCACACCCAACAAAUUGGAGCAAUGCCAAGAAGAUAUACACUGUUCUCUCUGCGUUGUUCCUUGUCCUCAAUUCCGGAAUCUCGUCCUCUUUGCCUAGCAAUGUUGUUCCAUACAUCAUGGAGGAGUUCGGCAUCCAAGGAAGCUCACAGAAGGUUCUGCCAUCUGGGAUCUUUCUGAUUGGAUAUGUUGUUGGUCCUCUGGGGUUUAGUCCUCUCAGUGAAACAAUUGGACGAAGAGAUGUUCUACUUGGAAGCUUCACGGUCUUUGUUCUAGCGACACUUGCCUGUGCUUUGGCACCGAAUUGGCCAUCGUUCUUGGUAUUUCGUUUUAUCUGUGGUGCGAUGGGCGCUGCCCCGCAGACAGUUGUCGGUGGCGUAUAUGCAGACAUGUUCUCGAACCCACGGAUCCGUGGCCGCAUUAUGACCUUCUAUAUGUCUGCUGCAAGUUUUGGUCCCAUUGUGGGACCGAUCAUGUCGGGGUGCAGCGCACAGUAUGGCUGGCGCUGGGCCUUUCGGAUCGAUCUGAUACUAGCUGGAUGUUGCUGGCUUGGCGCGCUCUUUCUUCCGGAAACAUUUGCGCGCGUCAUACUCAAACGGAAAGUGAAACAGCUGAACAGCACAUCUACAACACAGACCUACAUUUCCCAGCUUGACCUCAAGAAGGUAGAGGUUAAUACGAAUCUUCUCGAAAUAUUUACCAGACCCAUUACCAUGGUCAUCUUCGAGCCUAUCAUUCUGUUCAGUGCUCUUUAUAUCUCUUUUGCCUACGCCCUCAUUUUCUUCUGUUUUGCGGCAUAUCCUAUCAUCUUUGAAGGAACAUAUGGUUUUGACGUCCAGCAGACUUCUCUCUGCUUUCUACCUAUCGGUAUUGGCGCGGCUUCAUCCGGCCUCAUAUCCCUUUACUACGACAUUUACUAUGAAAAAGCGAAAGCGCAGGGCAAGAAGUGGACCACCAUCCCAGAAUACCAGCGCCUUCCAAUCUGCCUUAUCGGCGGUCCCUGUCUUACAAUAAGUCUUUUCUGGCUUGCUUGGACCGCGGAUCGUCACGUUUACUGGCUGGUACCGGCUCUUUCGGGCUUGUUCUUCGGCGUCGGCUAUCAGAUCAUCUUCAUCUCUCUCUUGACAUAUGUCACCGACGCGUACAAGAUCUACUCCGCGAGCGCAUUGUCUGCCUCGCUGAUCACACGAAGCAUUCUUGGUGCUGUGUUCCCACUGGCUGCCGACCCCAUGUACUCUGCACUGGGCGUGGGGUGGGCAACGUCUAUUCUGGGGUUCGCCAGUCUGGCGUGUAUUCCCAUCCCAGUGAUGUUUAUCUAUGCUGGGGAGUGGAUCCGGAGAAAGAGCCCUUUCUGUCAGCGGUUGAUGGAGGAUGAGAGAAAGAAGAAGGAGGAGACGAUGGCGACUAGACCUGCUACUCCGGUAGAGGUCUGA
This is a messenger RNA of Aspergillus saccharolyticus JOP 1030-1, 1473 nucleotides long. RefSeq names its product putative MFS multidrug transporter. The transcript has 6 exons. Bases 1 to 1473 code for a protein of 490 amino acids. Gene Ontology annotation, biological process: transmembrane transport. The record is from RefSeq and is a predicted model, not a curated record. Lineage: Eukaryota; Fungi; Ascomycota; Eurotiomycetes; Eurotiales; Aspergillaceae. Gene Ontology annotation, molecular function: transmembrane transporter activity.